Spizellomyces punctatus DAOM BR117 is the source of this 831-nucleotide messenger RNA. RefSeq lists its product as uncharacterized. The coding region runs from base 1 to 831 and encodes 276 amino acids. Lineage: Eukaryota; Fungi; Chytridiomycota; Chytridiomycetes; Spizellomycetales; Spizellomycetaceae. The transcript is spliced from 3 exons. The record is from RefSeq and is a predicted model, not a curated record.
AUGCACGUCCCCCAAUCCGCCCUUGACGAAAUCGUCCAACCGUCAAAUGCAAAUGCAGCAACCAAUUCUGUUUCGGCUGCACUCUCCCCGACCACCAACCGUGUAUAUGCCGUCUCGUCCGUCUAUGGCUCAAAAAAUGUGCAGAUGAUUCAGAGACUGCCAAUUGGAUAUCAGCCAACACCAAAGAGUGCACGAAAUGUAAUUCGACGAUUGAAAAGAAUGGGGGAGCAUGGGACGCAAUGGUAUAAUUGUAAUCGGUUCGACGAAAAGGCGAGUGUGGAUGCGAGGGAUGCACAAGCAAAGAGUCGAGCUGCUUUGGAGCGAUAUCUACAUUACUAUAACCGCUACGCAAACCACGAACAAUCCGCCAAACUCUCCUCCGACCUCCUCCAAAAAACCGCGCAAAAAAUGGAAGCCCUCCAAUCCACCUCCACCCUCUCCUGGAUCGAAGUCCAAUUCCUCCGCAAAGCCGUCGACGUCCUCCUCGAAUCCCGCAUGACACUGAAAUGGACUUACAGUUUUGCAUACUACCUCAAACGAGACAACAUGACUGCCUUAUUUGAAGAUAAUCAGCGGGACCUCGAAGUGGCCGUUGAAUCCCUCAAUGAACUCUUGGAGCGGCCCAUCCCUGGUGUUGCCGAUGGUGUACAAGCUGUCAAUGGUCAUGUGGGCGUUGAAGAGAGUAUUAGAGAGCUGAGGCAACAGGUUUUGGAUAAGAUGGGGUAUGUCAAGAGUCGGAGAGAAGUGUUAUUGACUGAUACGGCGCAGGGAUUGAAAGAGCAUCGGUGGAAAUUGAAUGUGGACUUCAAGACGGGGGAUAUGUUGGAUUGA